This is a messenger RNA of Stegostoma tigrinum, 2539 nucleotides long. Its product is annotated as immunoglobulin superfamily member 1-like. Lineage: Eukaryota; Metazoa; Chordata; Chondrichthyes; Orectolobiformes; Stegostomatidae. The coding region runs from base 495 to 1364 and encodes 289 amino acids. The record is from RefSeq and is a predicted model, not a curated record. The transcript has 9 exons.
CGCUGCUGCUCGCACUCAAAAAGGCCGUUGGCGUCGAAGGGUGAGUAUUUAUACUCACUGCUUUCCUUCCCGGCUGCCCCUCUGGUCCUCGUCACUUCCUCUGGUGCUCCCGCUCCUUCUCUGAAAGAGGAAAAAAAAACACCGCUGCCCGCUAUCGGUGUUGCUGGAGUCACGAUUGGUGCUGAAUAUUGUGCAAUCAUCAGUAAACACCCCGAUCUCCGACCUCAUGAUGAAGCAGCUGAAGAUGGUCGGACCCAGGACAUUCCCCUGAGGAACUUCUGCAGAGAUGUCCUCUGGUGGAGAAAAUGUAAAAGAGAUUUAGCCAUCUAGCAACGUGAAAACUCAAACCGGUUUCCAGCAGCAUCUGCGCAUGGCCUUCCACCUUCACCUGAUCUGUCUCUUGAAGAUAUUUUACUCAAUCCCAGACACAUCAUCACUGUCAUCCACAAAGCAGCCAGAACACAAGGAAAUUACUGACCAACUGCAUCACAUUGAUGGAACCAAAGAGUGGUCAACUUUAUUGUCGAAACAUGUCUAUAUUCCCUGUUCUGCUUAUGAUGAUGAAUCUCCACGUUCUGGUUGGAUCGAUACGUAUUCUCCCGAAGCCAGGUCUGUCUCUGAAGCCUUCUUAUGAAAUGUUUGUGCGUGGGGAGACAAUAGUUAUGUAUUGUCGCUGUCGGUGCCCAGUUGCAACGAUCUACUUUUAUGGAGGCUCAAAAGUUUUCCAUCAAUUCAACAUUUCAGUGCCGCCAUGUGACGCCUAUCUUCGCUUUAAAGCUGACGAUAAUUUUGAAGGCACUUACCAAUGUCAGUGUCUCCUCUUUGAGAACAACGGCAGUCUGUCUUCACCAAGCCAUCCUGUUCAGAUACAUGUUCAAGACAAACCCUCACCGCCCAGAGUGAGCACAGUGCAGGGUCCCGCGGCAAGCCCGGGCAAAGAGUUUGUUAUCAUCACAUGCAGAGGGGAGAUCCGCUCCAGAGGAGGAAUAUUUUACUUGUACAAAAAUCAGUUCGCAAAUUUCACACAGCUGCGUCGGGUGACUGCUCAUGAGCAAAGCGUGAAUUUCACCGUCAAUGUCACGGGAAAAGACACAGCAGGGAAUUACAGCUGCCUGUAUCAAACAGAAAUCUCGGGGCAUCCAGUUGCUUCCUCAUUCAGUGAAAGUGUUGCAAUUUUCUGGAAAGGUAAAGAACAAAAACAAGAUCACACCAUGGUGAUGUUGGUGCAUCUCUACCUCAGUGUCUUCGUGCUCAUUCUGAUGGUGGUCAUCAUUGUUGAACAUUUUGCAAGCGGCUCACCACUAGCAGGAGCAAAAAAGGAUCGGAGAAAACGCACUAUUCAUGUCUUCACAACAGGACUAUGAUGUUUGAAGUGUGAAUCGAGUCACUUGCUGUUUCCAAUGUGUUUUCAGAAGAUGGGCUACAAUUCUAUGCUUUCUGUCACUCCCUGCCAAUUGGUCCACACUUGUGUCUUCUCCAAAGCUGCUCUCUCUUUUCCCCACACAUUCAGGAGACUGCGAAUCUUCACAUCCUAUCAUAAAGUGUAUAACAGGCCCUUUAAUCCAUUAAAACAGUACUGCCAAAAACUGUUAUAAAUCUACAGUAAUCCCACUUCCAGCCUAUUGCCUGAGUUUAGUAAUGUCCUUUUAGUUGAAAGACUUUUUAUCUGGUCAAAACUAGGUGUGACUCCAAACCCAUAGCAAUGUGCUUUUGUCUUCACUGUUCCUCUGGGCAAUUAGGGGUGGACAGACCAAGCAUUAAAAAUAAGAUCAUGUGUGAUAUCAGGUUGCAUUGCCAUAUGAUACAUCCACAUGUGGAACUAGGUAUACAGCAGAUGUCCCACCCACCUCCACCUUUUCAAAACACUUCUUCAAUGCUGAUUCUCAACUUUGAAGAGCACAGCAUCAGUCCAUCUCCCCAAAGAAUUUGCCCAGGAAUUUGUCAGCGGCAGUGGCUGGUCCUGAUGUAUUGGUAUCAAAAUUUGAUGUUUGUAUAUUGCCCUCACUGCCUGAUAUUGUCACAUCUCACUGCUCACUCACAGAUAAAUUUUGCCUCUUGGUUAUGUUGCACAUGCCAGUCUGUGCAAUGAAAAGGGAGAUUAAGUAAAGGGCAAUCUUCUAGUGAGAGCACUAAUGAGUGAUGGUUUGUGGUGCAGAGUUUGAAACCCUAACCUUUGAGCUCAGAGACCUGGGUUAAAUGUUCACAUUUGCUUCAAAGUAGAAAUGUACAGAACAGAACUAGCUCUUCAACCCAUUGAAUCUGUGUCAACUGAACAACUUGUGAAUCUGCACUUGGCCCAUUUCUUUGAAUGUUAUAACAUUUCAAGUUCUCAUCCAAGUAGAUUUAUAGAGCUGGACAGAAGAUGCAAAGGUUUGAAAAAAAUGUCCCAACAGGUUCAAGAAUAGCUUCUUACCCGCUAUUAUUGGACUUCUGAACAGACCUCUCAAAUUCUUUGUACCUUCUACGCAGCUGUAAGACCAUAUUCUGCAUUCUGUUCAAUAGCUCUGAUGUAUUUUGCAUAGUAUAAUCUGCCUGUAUA